Molecule: messenger RNA, 1258 nt
Organism: Oldenlandia corymbosa var. corymbosa
Lineage: Eukaryota; Viridiplantae; Streptophyta; Magnoliopsida; Gentianales; Rubiaceae
Source: the annotation of a GenBank genome assembly
GCUGUCACAUACGCUGCCAGGUACAGAAAAAAAAAAGCCUAAUUUAUUGAAGCAGCAGACAAAUGAGAGCUACAAUCAGAUGUCAUAAACCACAUGCUGAGCUGAGUAAACAAAUGCAGCAUUAGGGUAAUAAUACUCCUUCACACUGAGGAGCCACCUUAAGACACAUACGUCUCCAUUAACCAUGGAAACAGCAACCCUUUCACUUUCCAUUGUUUUUGUCAUUUGGUUUUGCAUUUACAUCCUGAAAAUCAAUUCCAGACGCCAUGAAUCCUCUAGCCUUCCUCCAGGGCCAUACUCAUUUCCAGUUGUUGGAAACAUCUUUCAGCUUGGAACAGUCUUUCAUAGGUCAGUUGCAGAACUCUCCAAGAUUUAUGGACCUUUAAUGACAAUUAAGCUAGGAAGCCAGACAGCAGUUGUUGUAUCCUCAUCGGAUAUUGCUAAACAAAUUCAUAGAAAUGAUCAUCAGUUCAUUAGAAGACCACAGGUAGAUGCAACCAGGGCACUUGACCAUGAUAAAUUCUCUGUUAUCUGGAUGCCGGCAGCAUUAGGUAAAUGGCGCAAUAUUCGCAAGCUGUGCAAAGAACAGAUAUUUUCAUCUGAGCGACUCAAUGCAAGUCAACGCCUGCGUCAGGAAAAGGUGCAACAACUUUGUGAUUAUUUGCAGGACUGCUGCAACAAUGAGAAAGUGGUCAACAUUUGUGAAGCAGCCUUCACAACAUCUCUCAACUUGAUCUCCAACACCAUUUUCUCUGUUGAUUUUGCUGAUUAUGAUUCGAGGUCAUCCCAGGAACUAAGAGAAAUAGUGAUGGGAGUGAUGAAUAGUCUUGGCACUCCAAACAUUUCCGACUUUUUGCCUGUCCUAAAAGCCAUAGAUCCACUGGGCAUCAGGCGGCAGUCUAAGUUUUAUCUUGGAAAACUGUUUCAAAGUUUCGACGACCUAAUUACUCAAAGGUUACGAGCAAGACGGACAUCCCUGAAUUAUUCCAGGAAAGAUGAUUUCCUGGAAACCCUCCUCGAUCUCACCGAGCAGAAUGAAGCUGAAUGGAGCUACCAGGACAUCAAACAUUUGAUUUUGGUGAGUUGUGUUUACUUGAAUUUCAGUACAGAAUAUGAUUCUUACAUUCCACAUGAGGGCUAUUUAACUGGCUUUGUUAUUAUUCAUCUAACUGAAAGUUUACUGGUUGGAAAUACACUAGUCCCUAAUAGAUUGACAACCUUCUGCUAAACGAAAGUUGACUGGUACUCUUUCCUGUUU